Messenger RNA from Linum tenue, 263 nucleotides. The record is from the annotation of a GenBank genome assembly. Lineage: Eukaryota; Viridiplantae; Streptophyta; Magnoliopsida; Malpighiales; Linaceae.
GCGGGUAAAAUCCGUGUUGACGGGUUUUGGUUCAGGUUUGGGUUUAAACCGUUCACUACUCACCGGGUUAGGUUUGAGUUUAGAUUGAAGUUGAUAUUAUGGAGUGGAGAGUGAAGAAGUUUAAUUGACAAGGAGGAAUAAGUUUUCAAUUAAUCCAUGUUGUUUAUGAAUAAUUUGUGAUUUGAUUCAAUUUUAUUGAGUUUUCUAGAUUGGUGUUGAACCAUUUGUAUGGUUAAUUUGUGAUUUGCUUGAAUUAUCUAUAA